Molecule: messenger RNA, 1284 nt
Organism: Vicia faba (fava bean)
Lineage: Eukaryota; Viridiplantae; Streptophyta; Magnoliopsida; Fabales; Fabaceae
Source: the annotation of a GenBank genome assembly
AUGUCAUUCCGCAGCAUAGUUCGUGACGUUCGUGAUAGUUUUGGGAGCUUAUCUAGGCGUAGUUUUGAUGUCAAACUUACUGGUCAUCAUCAUAGAGGGAAAUCUCAUGGUUCGGUACAGGAUUUGCAUGAUCAGCCUCUUGUAAUUCAAAAUAGUUGCUGGGCGAGCUUACCCCCAGAAUUACUAUUUGAUGUCAUUCGACGGCUAGAGGAGAGUGAGAAUACGUGGCCUUCGCGGAAGCAUGUAGUUGCUUGUGCUUCUGUUUGUCAGUCUUGGAGGAAUAUGUGCAAGGACAUUGUUAAGAGCCCUGAGUUCUGUGGCAAACUUACAUUCCCCGUGUCCCUGAAGCAGCCCGGGCCACGGGACGGAAUCAUUCAAUGCUUUAUCAAAAGAGAUAAAUCUAACUUAACAUACCACCUAUUCCUUUGUCUGAGCCCUGCUUUGUUAGUCGAAAAUGGAAAAUUCCUCCUCUCUGCUAAGAGGACAAGGAGAACAACCUACACUGAGUAUGUUAUUUCCAUGGAUGCUGACAACAUCUCUAGAUCAAGUAAUACAUACAUUGGAAAGCUGAGAUCAAACUUUCUUGGAACAAAAUUCAUUAUAUAUGAUACGCAGCCUCCCCACACUUCUGCCCAUAUAUGUCCUCCAGGAAUUGGGAAGACGAGCCGGAGAUUUUCUAAAAAGGUAUCUCCUAAGGUCCCAUCCGGGAGUUACAACAUAGCUCAGGUAACAUAUGAACUGAAUGUUCUCGGGACUCGUGGCCCAAGGAAGAUGCACUGCAUUAUGCAUUCAAUACCAAAUUCAGCACUUGAUGCUGGCGGAUCUGUUCCCGGACAGCCAGAGCUCAUUCCCCGUUCCCUGGAGGACUCAUUCCGUAGCAUCUCAUUUUCAAAGUCCCUAGACCAUUCCAUUGAGUUCAGCAGUUCACGGUUUUCCGAGAUUGGAGGAUCAUGCAACGAGGAUGGUGACGGCAAGACGAGACCGUUGAUUCUGAAAAACAAGCCUCCAAGAUGGCACGAACAGUUACAGUGCUGGUGCCUGAAUUUCCGGGGACGAGUAACUGUCGCGUCUGUUAAAAACUUUCAGCUGAUUGCUUCUACUCAACCACCUGCUGGUGCGCCGACACCAUCUCAACCAGCUCCACCGGAACAUGAUAAGAUUAUUCUACAAUUUGGCAAAGUCGGGAAAGAUAUGUUCACCAUGGAUUAUCGAUAUCCGUUAUCUGCAUUCCAAGCUUUUGCAAUAUGCCUGAGCAGCUUUGACACCAAGCUGGCUUGUGAAUAA